Molecule: messenger RNA, 7687 nt
Organism: Protopterus annectens (West African lungfish)
Lineage: Eukaryota; Metazoa; Chordata; Ceratodontiformes; Protopteridae
Gene: RUNX1T1
Product: RUNX1 partner transcriptional co-repressor 1
Exons: 11
Coding region: 1212-2942 (576 amino acids)
Biological process (GO): negative regulation of DNA-templated transcription; DNA-templated transcription
Cellular component (GO): nucleus
Molecular function (GO): transcription corepressor activity
Source: RefSeq, a predicted model, not a curated record
UUUUUCUUGUCUCCCACUCUUUUUCUCAGGAAGAUUGGACUAGCCUUGGAAAUGUGUAGUAGAUUCUUACAACCAAGACUUCUACUAAAACCAUUCCUGCUGUAGUGAUGGUUUGCAGUGUUAAAAUAAAUAGCAAGGACUAGUUGCACUUGGAGUUUUUGCAGCCUUACCUUUCUGGAGAGGUACUGAGCAAGUUGUGAGUUGGACAGAAAAACAUGCAGACAUAGAGGUAGAGAUAGAUGGGUAGGUAUAAAUGUAAUUAAAAAUUAUGCCAUGACUCUGGUCUGUGGUUCCUGAUGUUGGAGUUGUCAUGAAGCCUGAGUGAGAGUAUGUGCCUUUGAAAAGGUUGUUUUGAGUGGAGUGCAUAGAUUUGUAAUUUGUGAGGCCCUUUUCUUGGUGAAUACUAGUAAAUUAAUUGUUUCCUGUAGUCUUCUUGGGAGAGUUUAAAAGUAAUCGUUUGCUUAAGUGCUACUGAAAAGCAUCAAACUGGAAACAUGUGAAAGGAAAAGGCUUACCAUAUGACAGACGCAGAGUAAGAAAUGCAUGAAAUUUAUUAGGAAUGGUAUAUGGACCACUGGAAUGAGCAAACUGCUCUAACAUAACAAAGUUAAUAUAUCCAGUGUGGAGGGGUGGAUAGCAUUGUUACUUGUGUUUCUUCAGCUGCACUGUGGCUGUAUUGUCAGGUCUUUUUCUAAGCACAGAACUUGGCAGUUUGUUUUGUGGGAUACUUGUGGCUGCAUCUUUUUUUAUUGGAGGUGUUAGAGCAGUUCAGGAAAAGUACCUGAUGCAAGUAUAGCCAAUGGAUGACCCUUCAGGUGAAUCAUCUUGGUUGCUAGUACUGGGAUGGCCAUACUGUAUUUUGCAGCUGUGUGCAAGGUAGUUAUUAGGAUAAGCUAGUGAAUGUCUGGAAUAAAUGAGAAUACAGUGCCCCUGUCAUUGUUCUGUCUGAAAAGACGAGGCUGGGUUCAAGGCCACAUGUGCUGCUGUCAUCAUUCAAAUUUCAGCUCCGAGUGCAAUAGGGAGUGUCAGCUCUCCAUCUGUUACUGCCUUGCAAAUGCAUGCGCCCUGCAUCCUGCCUCCAGCAAGGCUGCCACAACUUGUCAUUUUGGCUUGCCGUACUCUUGUUCAUUCCAGAGCAGGCAAUUUGGAACGCUAAGUAAACAGGCUUUAUUUAUUGACAGGAGCUACUAACUGAAACACACAAACAAAGGAUGCUUGAUCGCACGGAGAAGCGCUCCACAAUGCCCGAUUCACCUGCGGAUGUGAAGACACAGUCCAGGUUGACGCCUCCAACGAUGCCACCUCCUCCAACUACACAAGGUGUUCCAAGAACAAGCUCUUUUACACCCACUACAUUAACUAAUGGCACAAGCCACUCACCCACAGCACUGAAUGGAGCUCCAUCUCCCCCUAAUGGUUUUAGCAAUGGACCUUCUUCAUCUUCCUCUUCCUCACUAGCUAACCAGCAGUUGCCCCCCGCCUGCGGUGCUCGUCAGCUCAGCAAACUGAAGAGAUUUCUAACAACUUUGCAACAGUUUGGCAAUGACAUUUCUCCUGAAAUCGGGGAGCGAGUACGGACACUUGUACUUGGCCUAGUGAAUUCUACCUUGACCAUUGAAGAAUUUCAUUCUAAACUGCAAGAAGCAACUAACUUCCCUCUGCGACCUUUUGUUAUCCCAUUUCUGAAGGCCAAUUUGCCUCUGCUACAGCGGGAGCUCCUACAUUGUGCACGACUUGCCAAACAGAACCCAGCUCAGUACCUAGCACAGCAUGAACAGUUACUUCUGGAUGCCAGCACCACCUCACCCAUCGACUCCACUGAGUUGCUGCUUGACGUGAAUGAGAACGGGAAGCGGCGAACUCCAGACAGAACCAAAGAGAAUGGCUUUGAUCGGGAGCCUUUGCACUCUGAGCAUCCCACAAAGCGACCCUGCACUAUUAGCCCUGGCCAGCGAUAUAGUCCAAAUAAUGGUUUGCCAUAUCAGCCCAAUGGUCUGCCUCACCCAACACCGCCACCUCCUCAGCACUAUCGUCUAGAUGAUAUGGCUGUUGUCCACCACUACAGGGACUCGUACAGGCAUCCCAACCACAGGGACCUCAGGGACAGAAACAGACCUAUCGGGAUGCAUGGCAUACGUCAAGAAGAAAUGAUUGAUCACAGGCUUACAGACAGGGAAUGGGCAGAGGAGUGGAAACACCUUGACCAUCUGUUGAAUUGCAUAAUGGAUAUGGUGGAGAAAACAAGGCGAUCCCUCACUGUACUACGACGAUGCCAAGAGACAGACCGUGAGGAGCUCAAUUACUGGAUUAGGCGAUACAGUGAUGCAGAAGACUUAAAGAAAGGAAGCGGCAGCAGCCAUUCCAGGCAGCAGAGUCCAGUGACUCCAGACCCAGUUGGAUUAGAGUCACAUCGGGAAUUCCUUCACAGACCGACUUCUGGAUAUGUGCCAGAAGAAAUCUGGAAGAAAGCUGAAGAAGCAGUCAAUGAGGUCAAACGUCAGGCAAUGUCUGAAUUACAAAAAGCUGUAUCUGAAGCUGAGCGGAAAGCCCAUGAAAUGAUCACAACAGAAAGGGCAAAAAUGGAGCGCACAGUUGCUGAGGCUAAGCGACAGGCUGCAGAGGAUGCGCUGUCCCUUAUCAACCAACAGGAAGACUCUAGUGAGAGCUGCUGGAACUGUGGACGAAAAGCAAGUGAAACAUGCAGUGGCUGCAACACUGCACGGUACUGUGGGUCUUUUUGCCAGCACAAGGAUUGGGAGAAACACCACCACAUUUGUGGACAGACCCUUCAGGGCCAGCAGCAGGGGGAUGCACCAACGGUUGGAUCUUCUUCAACAGCCAGUAGUGGAGCAGGAAGUCCUCCUGACACACCACCAGCAGCCACACCUAGAUCAACCACCCCAGGCACCCCAUCUACCAUAGAGACAACCCCACGUUCAUAGACCAAUAAAAAAUUAUAACAAGUGACUCCUCAAAAAGUCAAAACUCUUUACUAAACUGGUAUACUUCAAUAGGAUGGAACUUCUCUUGAGGUAGUAAUUAAAGAAGGCCAGUAACGGGUCAUAUUGACUUACAUAAGAAAACAAAGAUAUUAUUGGUGUUUUUUUUUUCUUUAGAAGACUGAAAGGACAGUAACAAGAAAGAAAACAUUUGACCUCCUCCCAUUUUUUCUAGUAGCUGGGACUUUAAACUAGAUGACCUCAUUAACAGAUGCUUUACCAAACAGCAAACCAAGGGAUUACUAAUUGCUGUUUAAAGCAAAAAAUAAAUUAAGAAAAAAGCUUAACAUUUCUGAAGAAAAAAAUACAUAAAAAGGAUACAUUGCUCCGUAUUCCAGUAAUGAAGAGAGAAACCCCCUCAAGGGCAUGAACAUUGGAUAUAACAAUAGAUGUUUUAACAAGAUGAAUGACAUUUAUGGGUUACAAACUGAAUUUUGAAGACCUGCAGUGAAGUGUGCAGAUGUGCACCAGAUUGGAAUGAUCACAUAUGUUCUUUCUGUUUUGUUUGUUUUUUUUUUUUUCUUUUUUUUUUUUUUUUUUAAGUAAUGUCCAGGUCAACACUGUGGAAAAUAAAGUUGAUUUGAGGUGGGGUAGAUUUAUGCAGAAGAAAUUGAUGAAAGGCUUUUUUUUACUGAAAAUCAAAAUAAGGAACACAGCUUGCCAUUUGUUACCACGUUUGGUGGACUUUGUGUUAAUCUGCUGCCCCAGGUAGUCCCACAGCAUUUGUUCACUAGUGCAAGGUUCUGCAGAGUGAGAUUAACAUGAUCAGUUCCUGCUCAUUUAUUUGUUCUUUGAAGAAAGAAAAAUUAAAAAAAAAAAAGAUUUGACAACAAAAUGGUGGCUAUGACUCCAAACCCUCUCCAAUAUCUGUCCAUUCUCCAUACCUUUCCAAAGUUCACUAACACAAGUAGUAGUUCUCUUGGUGUUAAACACUGUCCUGUGAGGUCUCCCAAUGAUGUUUUUUCUUGUAUUAUGUGUUGAACAAAUGUGAAGAAGCAUUGUAGUUUAACCAUGCCCACAUUUAGUCUUCAUACCCUAGCUGGCAAGAAACCUGUAUCUUUCUAUGCUGCUUUUAUAUCUGUAUGUAUUGGUGAUAUUUCUCUUGUAGUUAAAGAAAGGAAACUACAGAGCUGUCUUUCUUGUCCUACAGAAGAAUCCAAGCUAUCUCUCCAAGCUGCUAAUUCCCUUCCUCUCCUUCUGUCUCUUUGAGGAUUUUCUUUUCUGAAAAUUAGCAUGUUUCAUGGAAUGCUAAACAUAAUCUGUGUUUUUGUACAAAGAAUGUACAUAAAUGUAUUUUGCACUGUCACAAUGAUUCCAUAGGCAUGCAGUUUUCAGAUUUCUCUUUUUUUAAAAUAUGCUAGAGCCAUUUCACCAGAUUUAUUAGUAGCAAAGUGUAGCUGUGAUAUCUUCUUUUUUAUUUUUGACAAGGUUCACUAUUAUUGGUGAAAUUUUUUAUAUACGACAAAAUUUCAUACUUUAAAAAACGGACAGUGCAUGCAUUAUCACUGUAUGAUUAAGUAUUGCUGAUUUUUUCAAAAUUCAGUAUAUUACUAGAGCUCCAAAUGCUGAGGUGUAGAUUGACAGCUUUAACACUGCUGAAUGCCAGUUUAUACACAGUAUUAUAAAAAGGGAAGUCAGCCAAAGAUCGAUCUGAUGGACCAAAAUCUGAUUUUUACAUAAAGCACCAGUACUUCUCUCCAAAUGAUUAGCAGAUUGAACUGUUUCAGUAAUGCUGUUGUGAACAGACUAACCCACUGCUGUCCAGAGUCCAGAGCAGAACUACUUAUUUGUCAUAGCAACAUCAGUCCAGUGUAAGGUUGUGUGCUUUAUGGUAGAAAGAGGGAGAUGUGGCCAGGACAGUACUUCUGAAGUAUGAAGGUUCUGGAAUUAGAUAUAUUAGAUUUUUUUAAAUGUGUGUGUGCAUAUUUAUUUAUUUAUUUAUUUUUCUCUCUAAAAGAAAGUUGAUGAGGUACAAAGAGCCUCCAGAAUAAGUGACAAAAUGGUUGAUCAGCUGGCAAGUAAAAAUAAACUUCAUGUGGCUUAUCUAGAGAAUAUCUUUUGUGAGAAUCCCAUACUAGAAUCUGAGUCUUGUGUUCCAAAAGAAAUUGUGGAUGUAGCAUCUGGCGCAAUUUGGUACAGUGUUACAGCAUUAUCUUCUGUGACAGAAAAGGGCACUGCCAUGAAGAGCAGUAUUUGCUGGUACAGUUGUGCCAAAUGGAAAGUAAACCGGUUGGCUAGAAAAGAAGAAUAUAUACCUUUGGUUUUAACAGUCCUUAGUGCUGUAUAAUAUUAGUACAGUGGUUCCCUCCAUCACUACUCUGUGCCAGUCUAAAAUAGCAAGGGGUUAAUUCCAUUUAAGUCUAGUUCUUCAGCAGAGACACUACACCCCCAAAGGAACAAAUCACUGAUGUGUGCGGCACUUUUUCAGCUGGUCCAGGUGAAGAGUCCCACCCAGUCAUCCAUACUGACAGGUGAAUUUACAUGCAGAUUAUCACCUUUAGCCAUUUAUAACAUUUUUUUUUCUGAUCUAUUCCAGUAUCUUGCCCUCCUACACGCGCGCACACACUCACACACUCACACACUCACACACUCACACACUCACACACUCACACACUCACACACUCACACACUCACACACAAAGCACUUGCAAUAGUCAUAGCAUAGAUAUGGUGCUCCACUGAAAUCUAGUAAUGACUGACCAGCAGUGAACAACUUUCAAUCACACAGGGCAUUGAGUACACAUCCAAUAGGCCGAACCCACACAUCACAGUCUAAUCAUACCUGUAUAGUGGUAGCAGUUUCAUGAAGAAUAAACAGAUUUAUGGUGGGUCUGAAUUAAAUAAUGCAGUAAGAUGGGAAUCGGGAUGGUAGUACAGACCUAAACGAUGCUGAUAAAUAAGAGGGAGCCAUAUGUGAACCAACAGCACAUUCCCCCGUAUGCAAUUAAAUUGCAUAAUUAAUGUGGGGUGAAGGCGGCCAGACAUCACUAUUUGUAUUUAGAUAACAUGUUAAAAGUCUUGUUUCUUUAAAUAAGCUCCUUGAUCAUAUUCAGAAAGAAAAUUAGGAAGAUAGCCAGCAGUGGGGCCAUGAGGAGCACUGUCCAGCCUGUCCUUCUUUUUACUACUGAAUUCUGUGUAGUUGUACGUGCACAAAAUGAAGCAGAUUGCAUUGAAGAAUAAAUGCAUUAAGGAGCAAGUCAGGUAAGUUGCAAGACCCUGCACUUUAAACUCAGCAGUGUGUCAUUAGUGUGUCAGUCAGUCUUGUAAUAUUGGAGGACUGUAUAGGGCAGCAUUUAAGUAAAGCACACAACCAGUAACCUCAGUGGGUUCCUUAUACAAAUUAUGGUGCUUUCACACAGAUGCUUAACCUCACUUAAGAUUCUAGUCUGUUUACGGCCCUGGACAGUUUUUCUUUUCUGUCUCUCUCUUUUUUUUUUCUUUUCUUUUUUUGUUGCAGUGCUGGCUGGAAUUAUGAAAUACCAGCAGGCUUGUAACCUAAAAAGGUUAAAAUAUCCAAAAAUACUGUCUCAUACCAGUGUACCUUUUUAUCUAGAUGCUUUGUUGUGUGUAAAACAGCACUGUUGUUUUGAACACUAAUAUACAGUAAGGAUUAGUGUAUUACAUUAUUUUAAUUCAGGGCACCCUGGGUAAAAAAAGAAAAAAAGAAAAAAAAACUAACUACAAAAAACUAAACUCUGAACUCUCUCUCUCUCUAGCUGUCUCUCUCUCUCUCUCGGUCUCCACUUUUCCUCCUGUUUUGCUACAGUCUCCUCAGUGGCAAAAAGUUUCACUCUACCUCUGACAGCAUGUAUAUUGCAUCGGUAUAUAAAACUGGUGCAGUCAAACCAAAUGGGCACAAGAGAACCUGGAUACCAAAAGUAAAGCUCAUACAGCUGCAAAACCAUAUCACUUCUUGGUAACAAUGCAGACCUCAUAAACCUAAAGAAAAAAAAAAAAGCUUUUUUGUUAGUUUCCUUUAUUGCUUGUCAGUUAUAUACAGACUAUGUGAGAGUAUAAUUUGUAGGUAUAAGACAUAAAAAUAAGUUCACAUCAUUGAUACAAUUGAAUGGUGGCCGCUGAUAAUAGGACAUCUUUUCUCACUGUCUCUUUCUCUCUAGUUGUCUUUCUUCUCUCUCUCUCUUUCUGUCUCUGUCUCUUUCUCUAUCACUCUCCUGUCAUGAGACUUGCGUGUGAUGGGGCCGCCUGUCUUUGUGUAGGUGCAUGUCGUGGGGAUUUUUAACAAGUCAAAAAAACAUUAAAGGCUGGUUUACUUAUGCAAAAGCAUGCCUAUGUCUGAAAUACAUAGAGAGAAGUGACUCCAUUUUGUCCGGUUUCUUCAAGGGACAGAAAAACUGGAGACUGUUAAAAGUGAAGAUUGAAGUUUUUUUUCUGCUACUUUAUUGUGAAAAAAAUAAAAUAAAAUUUAAAGGUGUUGUGCAAUACUUAACUCAGACAUGUACCACAUGUUAAUGGUAGACUAACACUGGGGGGGGGACUAGACAUCAUGGCAUUUGUUGGCAUACUUCUGAGCUUUCAAGUCUACUAUGUCUGAACUGUGGUUUCUUGUUUAACUUUUUUCCUUUUAGUUGGACUGUAAUGUAUGGUCUGUCAACCUGUGAAUCUGAAGUAUGAUUCGGGUAUUGUUGUAUUCCUUACUGUGUAAUUAAAAUGUUAAUAUCUGUAUCUAA